Molecule: messenger RNA, 237 nt
Organism: Ogataea angusta
Lineage: Eukaryota; Fungi; Ascomycota; Pichiomycetes; Pichiales; Pichiaceae
Exons: 1
Coding region: 1-237 (78 amino acids)
Source: RefSeq, a predicted model, not a curated record
AUGCAGACGUUCUACUCAAAUAAGGCUGCAGCAGCAGAGAGCCGUGGGGCGGUGUGUGGCACUUGCAUGAGCAGACGUAGAGAUUUAGGCGAUGAGUAUUCACACUCUGAUAAUUCAUCAGAUAUCUCAAACGCCAUCUUUGCUCCACACAAUAACGCAGCGAAGUUUCAGAUGUUCAAUCACAGGAGAUACGAGCGAGAAUACCGGUCUCUGUCUGCCGCGGCCCGCAUCCGGUGA